Dalotia coriaria is the source of this 2298-nucleotide messenger RNA. RefSeq names its product adipokinetic hormone/corazonin-related peptide receptor variant I-like. Gene Ontology annotation, molecular function: vasopressin receptor activity. Gene Ontology annotation, biological process: G protein-coupled receptor signaling pathway. Bases 630 to 2273 code for a protein of 547 amino acids. The record is from RefSeq and is a predicted model, not a curated record. The transcript is spliced from 6 exons. NCBI's taxonomy places the organism in Eukaryota, Metazoa, Arthropoda, Insecta, Coleoptera, Staphylinidae. Gene Ontology annotation, cellular component: membrane.
AAUCCUUGAAUAAAAAUAAUAAUAAUAAUAAUACUUGUAAAAUUACUAAUUUCAAUUUUCUGGAUAAAUUUAUUCUUCACGCCUUCUUGUUCGAGUGAUAGUUUUCCAACUUUUUGAAUUAAUAGAAAGAUAGGAAAACUUUUCAUGCAAUUUAAACUUUUCCCAGAAACUUAACCUAACUUUAUGUAUGUGCCAUUGACAUAACCUAACUUAAUUCAAUCUAACCUUAAAUAUGAAGUGCAUGUAAGUAUUGAACAAGCUGAUAUUUGAUUAACACGACACUAGUCAACUGUAAGAGUCAUCGACGCAAGGAUAAUACGAAGCUGCAAAGGUACAUUCCUUGCUGAAUAACAGCGAAUAUCGAGAACGCGGAAAAUAAAAUUACUCUUCUCUUCCUUUCGCACCAGUAGCAGAUGUGUGUGCUUGGAGCGCAAGUCAGCUGCCACAACGACCGCCCAAUUCACGAAUGGGAGGAUGUAGGAUGCAAGGAUGAGAGGAUUCGGGCACAGUGUGUCGUGAUCCUUCGCGUCGUCCUGAUCGCACACAUUUCUACUCCGGAAUAUUUUUAUAAUCUACGUAAAAUUAAAAUAAAAUAAAAAUAAAAAUUUUGAUUUGAAUUAAAUUAAAUUAUGAAAAACGUAAUUGAAUUUUCUACGUUUGAUAGUAUUAUUGAUAACAAUCGUAAUAAUUCCGAUGUGAUUUUUGAAAGGAAUAGUUUUUUGAAUUCGUCAACAAAUAAGACGUUGAAUGUGUUGAUGCAAGUGGAAUAUCCUCGGUUUGAUUCACGUGCGCUGGUCGUGGUGAUUGUAUAUUGUUGUGUAUUUGUGGUUGCCUGCAUUGGCAAUGUCACUGUCUUCGUCAAUCUCUUCCGGUCACGUCGCCGGAAGUCGCGCAUCAGUUUCCUUAUUAUUCAUCUCACCGUCGCGGAUCUUAUUGUUACAUUUAUCAUGAUACCAUUUGAAAUUGCAUGGCGUAUCACUGUGCAAUGGUUGGGUGGCAACAUCGCCUGCAAGAUUCUCCUCUUUUUCCGUGCAUUUGGUCUCUACCUGAGCAGCAACGUGUUGAUCUGCAUCUCCCUGGACCGUUACUUCGCUGUGGUUCAUCCGUUAAUGAUGACCAACAAACGUAGUCGUGGCAAAUGGAUGCUCUACUGCGCUUGGUUGGCGUCAACUUUCUACGCCUCCCCACAAAUUUUAAUCUUCCACGUGGAAACUCAUCCGCACUUCGCUAACUUCACGCAGUGUGUCUCCUUCGACUCGUUCGCAUCGCCGCGCCAUGAAUUCCUCUACAACAUUCUCUGUCUGACGAUGAUGUACUUCCUGCCGUUGACGAUCAUCGUCGCUGCCUACGCGUCCAUCUUGUGGAAGAUGUGGCGCAAGGCACGCGACUCCAAGCGAGACGAAGUUGCCGCCCGCGGCUGUAAUUCCUCGUCAACCAAACUCACCCAUUCUUUGGAAAGUAAAGUUUCCAACAUGAACGAGACAACAUUCUCGCAGGAACGCAGUCAGGUGCGAAAACACCGCGAUCACGUCAUCCUCCGCCGCUCGGAUAUGAAAUGCAUCGAAAGAGCCCGCAUACGAACCCUCAAAAUGACAGCUGUGAUUGUAAUUAUCUUCCUGGUCUGUUGGACACCCUACGCUGUAAUGACGCUGUGGUACAUGUUUGAUCGCGAGAGCGCCCAAAGAGUUCCCAUGUGGCUCCAGGACGGAUUGUUUAUGAUGGCGGUGUCGAAUAGUUGUAUGAAUCCUUUGGUCUACGGCCGCUACAGCGUUCAAACCGCCGCUGGGACGCGAACAACGCGCUGGUGUUUAUUUGGUUGCUUCCCUUACGUUCACAAAAAGCACGCACGCAACGUGUCAAUAAUCGAGCCGAGGAUCAUCAAUAAACGCAGACACUACGUUACUGGCGGUGGAGGGAUAUUACCAAUGACAAACUUCAUGCCCAUUGUUGACGAAAAGCAUCUCAUCAGAAAUUCAUCCCAGGGACUUAAGCUACGAGUGGGUGGAGAUAACCAAAGUAUUAAUGAAGUAGCCAUGGUUGAAGACAGCGGAGCUGGAGGUGGAGAGAUGAGGGAUUACAAGCGCAACUCGGUGUCGGUCUCGUCCUGGCAGCGUGCGUGUUUUCAUUCAGCAGUAUCACAACCACGAGCGGAUUUCCACGCGGAACACGAACAUGACCAUAAUUGGCACAGCGGGCGGAGUGACGCAAAGAGUGAAAGUGGAAAAAGUUCGAAAAGUGUGCGCAUCGACGAGAAAUUCAUUUAUCACAGAUAAAAUGUUCUGCCCCAGGGUAAUUAAA